Messenger RNA from Vespa crabro (European hornet), 1216 nucleotides. RefSeq names its product probable tRNA N6-adenosine threonylcarbamoyltransferase (gene Tcs3). The transcript is spliced from 5 exons. Gene Ontology annotation, cellular component: cytoplasm; EKC/KEOPS complex. The record is from RefSeq and is a predicted model, not a curated record. The coding region runs from base 376 to 1182 and encodes 268 amino acids. Gene Ontology annotation, biological process: tRNA threonylcarbamoyladenosine modification. NCBI's taxonomy places the organism in Eukaryota, Metazoa, Arthropoda, Insecta, Hymenoptera, Vespidae.
AGUCGUGAUGAUGUCGAAUUUUAACUGGUCGAUUUUAAGAAGAACGGAAACUUUCGUCCAAUCAGUGACACGACGAUAUUCUCUGUCCUGAGCAUUCGAUCGUGCUCAUUGGUUGAGUCAGUAACGCUUUCUCAUUGCUAUAGGUUUCGAGGGUAGUGCGAAUAAAUUAGGUAUUGGAAUUAUACGUGACGAUGAGAUUUUAUCUAAUGUACGAAAUACUUACAUCACACCACCGGGCGAAGAACAAGGAAUUUCUUUUCAUCUCUCUCUCUCUCUCUCUCGUGAUAAGGAUUUUUACCACGUGAAACUGCGGAGCAUCAUCGAAAAUGUAUAAUUGAUGUUCUUAAGGAAGCAUUGUACAAUGCCAAAGUUUCUAUGAAAGAGAUCGACGUCAUAUGUUAUACGAAAGGACCAGGAAUGGGUGGUCCUUUGACAGUUGCUGCGCUAGUGGCUCGUACUAUGGCUCAGAUUUACAACAAACCGAUGGUAGCGGUCAAUCAUUGUGUGGCUCAUAUCGAAAUGGGUCGUUUAAUUACUGGUAGUACAAAUCCUACUGUGUUAUAUGUGUCAGGUGGAAAUACACAAAUUAUUGCAUAUUCUCGUCAAAAAUAUCGCAUAUUUGGAGAAACAAUAGACAUUGCCGUUGGCAAUUGUCUAGAUCGUUUUGCAAGAUUGUUGAUGCUUUCCAAUAAUCCUAGUCCUGGAUACAACAUUGAACAGCUUGCAAAAAAGGGAAAGAAGUUGGCUCCAUUGCCAUACGUAGUAAAAGGAAUGGAUAUAUCUUUCUCUGGUAUUUUAAGUCAUAUCGAGGAACAUCUUUCUAAUUGGAUCAAGAAUGAAGAAUAUACACCAGAAGAUUUGUGUUUCUCUUUGCAAGAAACAGUUUUUGCCAUGCUGAUCGAAAUCACUGAAAGAGCGAUGGCUCAUGUGGGAGCAAACGAGGUAUUAAUCGUGGGUGGUGUUGGAUGUAAUGAAAGAUUACAGGAAAUGAUGUCAAUCAUGUGUAAGGAAAGAAAUGCAACAUUGUAUGCAACUGAUGAAAGAUUUUGUAUUGACAAUGGUGUUAUGAUCGCUGUCGCGGGAUUGUUACAAUAUAAGAAUGAUGGUCCUACUCCUUGGAUCGAGACGACCUGUAUACAAAGGUAUAGAACCGACGAUGUACACGUUACGUGGAGAACCUAAGAUGUGGAAUUUUAAUAAAAAUAUGAUUAUUUUA